GCGGAGAGUGCUGCCUUGUCUAGCUCGGCGUGUGCAUCGGUCCUGCUCUCACCCGCAGCUGCGCUCUGCCGUCCGCCCCGGAGUACGUCUGACCGACAGCGUCAUGGCCCAGGCUCUUAGAGGCACCGUGACUGACUUUCCUGGAUUUGAUGGCAGGGCUGAUGCAGAGGUUCUUCGGAAGGCCAUGAAAGGCUUGGGCACCGAUGAGGAGAGCAUCCUGACCCUGUUGACUGCUCGAAGCAAUGCUCAACGCCAGGAAAUCGCCCAGGAGUUUAAGACUCUGUUUGGCAGGGACCUUCUGGAUGACCUGAAGUCAGAGCUGACUGGAAAGUUUGAGAAGUUAAUUGUGGCCCUGAUGAAGCCCUCACGGCUCUACGAUGCCUACGAACUGAAGCAUGCUCUUAAGGGAGCUGGGACAGAUGAGAAAGUAUUGACCGAAAUUAUUGCUUCAAGGACACCUGAAGAACUCAGGGCCAUAAAACAAGUUUAUGAAGAAGAAUAUGGUUCCAGCCUGGAAGAUGAUGUGGUCGGGGACACCUCAGGGUACUACCAGAGGAUGCUGGUGGUUCUGCUUCAGGCAAAUAGAGACCCCGAUUCUGCCAUUGAUGAUGCUCAAGUUGAACUGGAUGCUCAGGCACUGUUCCAGGCUGGAGAGCUGAAGUGGGGCACGGACGAAGAAAAGUUCAUCACCAUCUUUGGGACACGCAGCGUGUCUCAUUUGAGAAGAGUGUUUGACAAGUACAUGACGAUAUCAGGAUUUCAGAUUGAGGAAACCAUUGACCGAGAGACGUCAGGCAACUUGGAGCAGCUGCUCCUGGCUGUUGUGAAGUCUAUUCGGAGCAUACCUGCCUACCUUGCAGAGACUCUCUACUAUGCUAUGAAGGGUGCUGGGACAGACGAUCACACCCUCAUCAGAGUCGUGGUAUCCAGAAGUGAGAUCGACCUGUUUAACAUUAGGAAGGAGUUUAGGAAGAACUUUGCCACUUCCCUGUACUCCAUGAUCAAGGGCGACACGUCUGGAGACUAUAAGAGAGCCUUGCUGCUGCUCUGUGGAGGAGAAGAUGACUGAGGAGCCCCCUGCGCUGCCUGCUGCUCGCCAGCCGCUCCCUGCAGCCCAUGCAGCCACGCUCAUAUCCCGGUGCCUGCCACACUGCCUUACCCGCACUAUAUGCUAAUGACCAAAGUGUCAUAGUGACAUCAGAGAAAUGCCCUUCUGAUCUCCUGUCUAGUUAGCACUGACCUUCCCUCGUGUAUCUAAGUCUAAUGACCGAGUUACUAAUAUUGUCUAUAGAUUGCUUUUUAUAACCUUUUUUUAAAGCUUCAUUUGUAUUAAGUUAAUAACCAUAUUACCUUGAUCGGAACCUUAGCCAUUAAAUUGUGAACUCCUGGAAAUGCUGUCAGUCAAGCUUGCUGCUCUAUCAGACCUGCAAAUUUACAAUGGUCGAUUGUAAUUGAUGACAAAUAAACAUUCCCUUCCCUCCAAA
This is a messenger RNA of Psammomys obesus (fat sand rat), 1484 nucleotides long. It is a transcript of the gene Anxa5, whose product is annotated as annexin A5. Gene Ontology annotation, cellular component: cytoplasm. Gene Ontology annotation, molecular function: calcium-dependent phospholipid binding; calcium ion binding. The transcript is spliced from 13 exons. The record is from RefSeq and is a predicted model, not a curated record. The coding region runs from base 104 to 1069 and encodes 321 amino acids. Lineage: Eukaryota; Metazoa; Chordata; Mammalia; Rodentia; Muridae. Gene Ontology annotation, biological process: negative regulation of coagulation.